Messenger RNA from Aspergillus lentulus, 1692 nucleotides. Its product is annotated as putative C6 transcription factor. Gene Ontology annotation, molecular function: DNA binding; DNA-binding transcription factor activity; zinc ion binding. Lineage: Eukaryota; Fungi; Ascomycota; Eurotiomycetes; Eurotiales; Aspergillaceae. Gene Ontology annotation, biological process: response to xenobiotic stimulus; DNA-templated transcription. The record is from RefSeq and is a predicted model, not a curated record.
AUGUCAGGCCAGGUGAAACGGCAACGCCGGUCCAAGGUCGCUUGUGAGCCAUGCCGGACCAGGAAGCGGAAGUGCAACGGCCAGCAUCCUUGCGAGAUGUGCACAGACUCUGAGUACACAUGCCACUAUGACUUGGGAUCACGCAAGAAACGAAACAAGAAUCUCGUCCUGGAAAAUCUGACGGCAGUCCGACCGGCGCAUGCGCAGCAGGCGGAGUCGCCUUCAGAGUCCCCAAGGGCCCCGACGCCACCACAUCCACCAUCACUAGACGAGGGAUUUACCAGUACUGUACAGCAGUCAAUAGGACCCAAUUCCGGCGCAGUCUUUGUGCAGAACCUGGGUCUCAAGAUCGACCCUGUUAAUGCACUCGAUCCCCAGGUCUUCGCGUGGAAUAUCGGGCUGCGCCAAUUGCCGGGCAGCUUUACGGCGAUGCCGAUAGUGAAUAUCAUAUCCGCCGAGGAAAUGACUGCGUUGACGCACAUUUACUUCGACAAGGUUGCUCCUUACUACGGCUUUGUUGGCAAGGAUAGCUGCUUUGAAUAUAUCUCGUCGAGAUGGGAUCAACCGUCCGCUUUUGAACCAUCCGAUCUCGUCCUUUGCGGAGUGGCCGCGAUGGGCUAUCUCUUUUCUCGAAGGAAAGCAGUGGCUGCAGAGCUGCAUCUGAUUGAGUCGGCCAAGUCGGCUCUCGAGCAGCGUUCUGGGGGCGAGAUACCACCCCUGAUGUUGAUCACGGGAUGGGCUCUUCGGGUUUCUUACCUGCGGUUAACGGCGUCGCCUCACACGGCCUGGCUGGCGAGCUCGUCAUUAAUGCACCUCAUUGACGCGACCGGUCUACACUUGGACCCGUCAUCUAGACAUGCGCUCCUACGACCAACGCUGAAUAUCGACGAUGAUAUCAGACGUAGACUCGUCUCGUUUGCCCAGUACAUCAACACAUGGGUCUCCUUUGACUUGGCAAGAUCACGAAUCGUCUUACAUGGCGCAUCAUACACACCGCCGACCAGUCCAGACGGGGAUUACACGGCGGAGAUGUUGGACUUACUACCCCUUUCCGAGAGUCUCGACCCCUUCACCCCGGUCGACGCCGUCCAGCUUACCGCCAUGCUCGCCAAUAUCAUGCAAGGUAGCCGCGCGCAACCCCCGUCUGUUCUUUCUCAAUGCAACCUCGUCCUAUGCAUCUUCCGCCGUCUCCGUGCCGUUCACUCAACUCUAUCCCCAGCGCUUAUGAGCCAAAUGCUAGCGUUAAUCACGAAAGCUCUCGCCUGCGCACGGCAAUUAGUCGUCGCAAACUGUCCAUGGAGCCACGUGGCUAAUGUUCCCUUCCAGAUUAUCUGCACGCUACUUGCAGUGGACAGUCCAGAGUCCUUGUCUCUGUUAGACGACGCGGUGCAGACUCUGAAAUAUGUAACGAAUGUCUAUGAUACCGAGGUGCUGAGGGACGCAUACCGGACCGCUGGUUCGUUGAUUCUAUUGCAGCAGAGACGCAAGGACCAUGAUUCGGCGCGUCUGAACAGUAUCUUGGGCGUUCACUUCGCCCCUGAUCGUGAAAACUUGUCGCAGCGACGGCCGAGUAUGCAGGAUUCCGAGUCUUUCAGAGAAUUGGUAGCGGAUUUGUCCAGUUCGGAGAAUUUUGAUUUUGCGCAGUUCUUCAUCGCGGAUAAUCCUUGGAAUAUGCUGGGGAUGGAUAGUUAG